This is a messenger RNA of Dovyalis caffra, 405 nucleotides long. Lineage: Eukaryota; Viridiplantae; Streptophyta; Magnoliopsida; Malpighiales; Salicaceae. The record is from the annotation of a GenBank genome assembly.
AUGGGUGGUGAUGCCAAAGUUUUUACCUUUGAAGAAGUGACUGUGCACAACAAACACAAGGACUGUUGGCUUAUUAUCAAUGGCAAGGUUUAUGACGUGACAAAGUUCAUGGAAGACCACCCCGGUGGCGAUGAGGUUUUGUUGUCUUCUACAGGGCAGGACGCAACUGAUGAUUUUGAAGAUGUGGGUCAUAGUGAUAGUGCCAGAGAGAUGAUGGGCGAAUACUGUAUUGGAGAUAUUGAUGCCUCGACUGUCCCCCAGAAAGCAAGGUACAAGGCUCCAAAGCAGCCUAACUACAAUCAAGAUAAGACCUCCGAGUUCAUUAUCAAGCUCCUUCAGUUCCUAGUUCCUCUUGCCAUAUUGGGUUUGGCCUUCGGAAUCCGUUUCUACACCAAAUCAACCUAA